AUGUCAGUCUCGGUGGGAGUGUGGACGUUGGUGAGCAUCUCGUUGGAAAGAUACUUCGCCAUCUGUCGUCCGUUGACAUCUCGAUCCUGGCAAACACGAUCCCAUGCGUAUCGAGUGAUCGUCUGCAUUUGGCUCGCUUCGGCUGCCUGCAGUUCUCCCAUCGCCAUCUAUUCGCAAUACACUCAGAUCGGGGAAACGGGGAGGCAUAAAUGCCGAGAGACCUGGCCCAGUUCCCUCGGGGAAAAGGGUUAUACCAUCUUCCUCGAUAUCAUCCUUCUUUCCGUUCCUCUCCUUCUCAUGUCCGUCAUGUAUUCCCUCAUCUCCUUCCGACUUUAUCGCGGUAUCCAACAGGAAAGGCGCAUCCAACGACUGAUUCUCCAGAACGGACAAGGAGGGAUUCCUGGCUCUCGUUCCGUCAACGGCGCUCUCUACGCCGCAAGGUUGAGCAAAAAAUGCAUGAUCGUGCGAUGGAGAUCCAACCAACAGCAACAACUACAACCGCACGAGCAACAUGCGAUGAGGAAUCACAACCCAGACAGAAGCAUUCAAGCAAAGAGGAAAGUGAUCCAAAUGCUUGCCGUCUUGGUCUUGGAAUUUUUCAUAUGUUGGACUCCACUGUUUGUGAUGAACACAUGGGUCCUGAUCGACAAGAAGGGGGUGUAUGGGAGUCUCGGACGGAUUGGAGUCAGUCUGAUCCAACUCCUUGCCUAUGUCUCCUCCUGCUCCAACCCCAUCACUUAUUGCUUCAUGCAUAGGAAAUUCCGGAAGGCCUUCAAAUCCACGGUGAUGAGAUGCUGCUCACGAUCAGAUGGGGAAGAACUUCCGGCCUUCAGGGAAUUGGAUACCUUCCCGAGGGAAAGGAUCAUCCGAGGAUUCCUCAGUGCCAUAGGAUUAGGGGUGGCAUCAUCCGGAUGGAAUCCUUGGGUUCGACUCUACAGCGGUUUCGUCACCCUUCUUCAGCUCUUCAUCAUCCUAUGGAAAAUCCGCUCAAUAAUUGACGAAUUCUUAUAUGGUCUCCCGGAUUUCUAUGACUCCAUUUUCAUCUUCGUCGAUCUCCUAACUCAGAAUUCGGGUUUGUCAGCAAUAUAUCAGGCCGUGUUCCUCAUGAUUUCCGAGCGAUUCAUGGUAGCACCCACUCUUCUCCUCCUUUUUCUCCUACAAUUCGCGGUUGAAAAGUUCACCAGGGUGAACGUGGGGUUCCAGGAUUCCGACUCUCCCGAUAUAGUCCCUCUGGUGAAGCUCCACUUCAAGUUGGCAGAGUUCGUCCAUGGACUCUCGGAGGCUUUCAGUGUUAAUCUUGUAGUUUUGACGGCGUUUUGUUUCAUGUCCUUCACCUCGAACUUCAUGAUGAUGAUCGUCAGAGGAAUUUCCGUCAGCCUUCGGAUAUGCGGAUUCAAAACAGCCUUCACCUUCAACCUUCUCUACGCAGUGGUUUCGUGGGGACAAAGCGUAAGCAACAAGGCCAAUAAGUCCACCAAACUCGCAAGGCGGUUGGAAAUGAACGACCUGGACGGACGCUCGAGGAAACAACUUCAAUUGUUCCUUUCGUCUCUUGCCUGUUCUCCCGUGGAGCUCUCCGCGUUGGAUUUCUUCACCCUCGACAAGCGAAUGCUUCUCUCGCGGUUGCAGCUUACAUCGUCGUAUUCAUCCAGUUCAUCAUUCCUAUUCAGGGCCGGCGCUAGCUACUUCAGCACCCUGUGCAAAGUGACUCCCAACGCCUCUCCUUCCUCAACCCUCCCACCCCCUCCCCGGCCACACGCACUCACAGGCACCUCUGCAGAGAAACGCAAGUUGAAGAAGACAGCAUUUCCAUCCAUCAACUUGCCCCUGUCCUCCACUGAUGUGCCAUCAAAGAUAAGAAAGAAGAUGGACAGUUCCCGAGCGAGAAAAGAACGCAGGGACCGAAGGAAUUUUGAAAUUGACCCUACCCCCAUCUUGAGCCAUGAGGAAAGAAAUGAAGCCAAUCCAGAUGAAAAUGAUGGAAUCAACAUUGGGGAGGAUGACAGGAGCCGAGAUGAGGCUGCUAUGGCACUCCUUCAGUUACAGUGUGGGAGCCCACUGCCAGCCCCAACUGCUGAUGUUGCAGUAAAUGUGUCCUCUGGUGACUUGAGACCACCCUUCAUAAGUUUGAUUAUGGAAGAUUCAAAGAUCAAGACACUUACGGGAGUUCCAACAGUCCAUUUAUUGAACACACUUGUGAGACUCCUUGCCACUGUUUUGAUUGUUACAAGGAAGCAUGUUUUGAGCCUUGAAGAACAGCUUCUACUCAGCUUGAUGAAGAUUAAGUUGAAUCUCAGCUAUAACUUUCUUGGUGUUCUCUUCAUAACGUGA
Darwinula stevensoni is the source of this 2331-nucleotide messenger RNA. The record is from the annotation of a GenBank genome assembly. NCBI's taxonomy places the organism in Eukaryota, Metazoa, Arthropoda, Ostracoda, Podocopida, Darwinulidae.